AGAAAGAGCAGAAGAGAAGGCACUUCGUAUACCAUGCCUACUGUUUAGGUUAAUAGGAAGAGACCGGAUAACUGGACUGGAAAAUGGCUGCUUCAGCGACCUUUAGUGUGCACAAUCCCAUCCCUGAAAAUGAAUCUUAAAACUGGAUAUGCUCAAAAUACUCAUCAAGGAAAGAGGGAACAGGCAACUGACAGCCAGUUGAGAGAGAAGCAAAGUCUAUGUAGUAACAGCCUCAAAACAGCGUACGCUAGAAUAAGAGACCUUCAAGCAAACUUACCUGAAACAACACUGUUCACAGAGAACUGCAAAGCUUAAAAAUGCCACUUUUUGGCUGGAUGAAAUGGUCAAAAAAUGAUUCCUACAAACCCACAAGAUAUCCCGGAUCAGAAGUAGUUACAAAAACCCUACUGAGGGAAUUGAAGUGGCACCUGAAAGAGCGCGAAAGAUUACUGCAAGAGAUUGAAAAUGAACAAAAAGUCCAGAAGACUGGCAUGGAUUACAACUGGCUGAAGAACUGCCAAAACCCUCAAGCAACAAUUCCAGCUACCGAGCAACGACAGCUCGAAGUUCUAUGUUCACAAAUCCAGCCUUGCCAAACGGGAACUGUUCUCAGCAGAUUUCGUGAAGUUUUGGCAGAAAAUGAUGUUUUACCCUGGGAAAUAGUCUACAUAUUCAAGCAAGUUUUAAAAGAUUUUCUUACCACCAUUGAGAGAGAAAACCAACAAGACCAACUGGUAGAUGCAUGGAAUACAAAUUGCUCUGAACAUUUCAGCCUGCGUGGAGACGGUUCCAACAAAUCGGACAAAGAUGAAAUCCCCACAGUUUCAAGUUAUGUCGACAAAAACACACAAAGCAUGUUUCCCACCUUCUCUCAUAGAAUCUGGAAUCUACCCUACUACUAUCCAUCAAGUUAA
Messenger RNA from Cariama cristata (Red-legged seriema), 914 nucleotides. RefSeq names its product retinal degeneration 3-like (gene RD3L). NCBI's taxonomy places the organism in Eukaryota, Metazoa, Chordata, Aves, Cariamiformes, Cariamidae. The transcript has 4 exons. The coding region runs from base 318 to 914 and encodes 198 amino acids. The record is from RefSeq and is a predicted model, not a curated record.